UUUUGAUCUGCUUUCCAUCGUAUUAUAGCCGCUUCAGCUAACUGAUCUGUAGCCAGCAAAGCAACAGGCCUUCUCUGAAGCAUUUGCACAUGAUGAAAGUCUUGCAUAUCAGAUGCUGUGUUGGGCGACCAGUUCUAUAAGGAGGCCAUUGAGCAGUGCCGCAGCUACAAUGCCCGCCUGUGCGCUGAACGCAGCGUCCGCCUGCCAUUCCUGGACUCUCAAACCGGGGUGGCCCAGAACAACUGCUACAUCUGGAUGGAACGUCACCAUCGCAGCCCCGGUGUUGCAGCCGGGCAGAUGUACACGUACCCCGCCCGCUGCUGGCGAAAGAAGAGACGGCUGCAUAACUCUACAGACCCCCGCCUGGGCAUCUACGGUCUGCAGCUCGACGGCGGUCUCAUGUCAAAGGACACUUUGCCGACCCAGAGCACUACACUGGAGGCUCUGCUUCGAGGAGAGGGUCUAGACAAGAGGAACGCCUCCAAGAACGACGAGGAGAGCCUGCUGGAGAUCCAGAGGGUUCUGGAGGCAGAUGCAGCGGAAGAUGCUUUCAAUGAUGAUGAUGACUAUGAGGUGGACACUCCCAAGCGGAGACAUCGGGGCAAGGGAAGAGGUCGGGGUUCAGGUCGCAGGAGGACAGAUCUAGAUGAUGAUAAGCCAUAUGUCUGUGAUAACAGAUACAAACAAAGGCAGAACUCCAAGUCUUCGACCUCAGUCUGUACAAAGCGCUACAGGAACCGCACAGGUCUAAGCUACCACUACACCCAUUCCCACCUGGCCGAGGAGGACAGAGCUGGGGAACGGAGCACAGUUGCUUCCCAACCCCCCACUGCACCACAGACUGACAGACACAAACGUCCAAAGGGUCCAGGUGGGGCCAGCAUUCCCAACAAUUACUGUAAUAAAUGCCAGGGCUCAAACAAGAAAACGGGUAAAUCUGGGUCUCCCUGCUCAGCCUGCCAGUGCACAACUGACUGUGGAGAAGAGAAGGAAGACGGGACUUUUACUGGAGCUGAGGAGCUCUUCGGCACCACCUCAGAGAGCGACACUUCCACUUUUCAUGGCUUUGAAGAUGACGAGCUGGAAGAGCCGGCCGCAAACGGCAAUGGGAUCCCCAGCCGUCACAGAUAGAGAAAACCUUUUAGAUUUUAAAGAGACAUUUUUUUUAAUAUGGAUUAACCUCUGGCAAAAAUCUGCUGCUUCUUUUUUCAAUGUUUUUUGUUUGCAGAAAGCACAAAGUGAUGAUUUCAGGACUAAAAUGCAAGCAAGUGGUAUUUUAUCUACUGAACAUUGUUAAGUAAU
This is a messenger RNA of Archocentrus centrarchus (flier cichlid), 1302 nucleotides long. RefSeq names its product zinc finger protein DPF3-like. The coding region runs from base 256 to 1131 and encodes 291 amino acids. The transcript has 10 exons. Lineage: Eukaryota; Metazoa; Chordata; Actinopteri; Cichliformes; Cichlidae. The record is from RefSeq and is a predicted model, not a curated record. Gene Ontology annotation, cellular component: nucleus.